Messenger RNA from Aspergillus wentii DTO 134E9, 1071 nucleotides. Its product is annotated as FAD-dependent oxidoreductase. The coding region runs from base 1 to 1071 and encodes 356 amino acids. Gene Ontology annotation, molecular function: D-amino-acid oxidase activity; FAD binding. The transcript has 5 exons. The record is from RefSeq and is a predicted model, not a curated record. Lineage: Eukaryota; Fungi; Ascomycota; Eurotiomycetes; Eurotiales; Aspergillaceae.
AUGUCAAAGAACAUCGUCGUGAUCGGAGCCGGAGUCGCCGGACUCACCACUGCCCUCCUCCUAUCCAGGAUCCCGGGAUACAAAAUAGUCGUGGCAGCCAAACACAUGGCCGGCGAUUAUGACAUUGAAUACGCAUCUCCUUGGGCGGGGGCAAACUACAUGCCUGUCUCCGUGCAUGAUACAGACGCAGCAGAAUGGGAUCGCAAGACGUGGGUGCCAUUAGAGGAUUUGGCGAGGAACCAUCCUGAAGCGGGUGUUCAUUUUCAGGAAUGUGAGAUACACAGUCGAUCGAAAGACGUCGGUUCAGCAACAGCGACUUGGUUUGCUGAGCUGCUUUCACCGAAUCCGUGGUUUAAAGAUGUCGUUCCGAAUUUCCGCUCUCUCCCAAAAAAUACCCUCAACCCCGGCAUCGACUCAGCCACCGUCUUCACAUCCGUCUGUAUAAACACAGCCAUCUACCUCCCCUGGCUCGUCUCGCAGUGUCUCAAAAACGGCGUCGUCUUCAAGCGCGCCGUAUUCAACCACAUCCUCGACGCUACCUCUGUCCUCCCUCAGGUCCAUCUCGUGGUAAACUGCACCGGACUGAUGGCAUCUACACUCGGAGGCGUGGAAGAUAAAUCCGUCAUUCCCGCCCGCGGCCAAAUCGUCAUUGUGCGUAAUGACGCGGGCAAAAUGCUCGACAUCUCCGGAACAGACGACGGCGAGGACGAAGCAUGCUACGUGAUGACCCGCGCGGCCGGCGGGGGAACCAUCCUGGGCGGAUCAUACCAGAAGGGGAAUUGGGAGUCGCAGCCUGAUCCGAAUCUCGCUGUGAGGAUUAUGAAGCGGGCUGUGGAAAUGUGUCCGUCAUUGACGGGUGGAAAGGGGAUUGAGCAUCUAGAUAUUAUCCGACAUGGGGUUGGGCUGAGACCGGUUCGAGAGGGAGGAACGAGGAUUGCAAAGGAGCGGAUGGGCGAUGUGUGGAUAGUGCAUAAUUACGGCGCUGGAGGGGCUGGAUAUCAGUCGUCGUACGGAUGUGCACAGGCCGCGGUGGAUUUAGUCCAGGAUGCGUUCAGCAGGGCGAAGCUGUAA